Molecule: messenger RNA, 5623 nt
Organism: Astyanax mexicanus (Mexican tetra)
Lineage: Eukaryota; Metazoa; Chordata; Actinopteri; Characiformes; Acestrorhamphidae
Gene: c4
Product: complement component 4
Exons: 41
Coding region: 104-5242 (1712 amino acids)
Biological process (GO): complement activation
Cellular component (GO): extracellular region
Molecular function (GO): endopeptidase inhibitor activity; protein binding
Source: RefSeq, a predicted model, not a curated record
GAAAUUGAUGAGCUGGAUUUGAUAGAGCUCAGUGUGCUGAAGCUCUGAGGAGGAACUGCUGCAUCCUGAUCUUUAUACUGAUGAACUUCCUUUAAUCUAAAACAUGAUCUUCCUUCUGCUUCUGGGGAUCUUCAUCCCUCCAUCAGUGCAGGCAGAGCCAGCGAUCCUCAUCACUGCACCAAAUGUGGUUCAUCUGGGCGUGCAGGAGACGAUCAGUGUGCAGCUGCAUGGAGCCACUGAAGCUGUGGACGUCACCCUGUACUUCAGACAUCUGAAAAAACAGCCCUUAUCUACCAGAACCACCGUCAACCUAAACACCAAUAAUCAAUACCAAGCUGUGGUGACUCUCACACUCGAUCCAGAGAUUUACCAACAAGUUGACGCAGACGAUUACAACCGAAUCAAACAGAAGAAGGACACCGGAUCUAAUUUUGUCCAGCUUGCUGCUGAGAGCAAACUGUUUGAAGCCAAACCACAAUUAACCAACAUUUAUCUGUCGACUAGAAGAGGAUACAUAUUCAUCCAAACAGACAAACCAAUCUACAAUCCAGGAGAACUCGUAAACUUCAGAAUCUUCACUCUGGAUAACUACAUGAAGCCUAUUGAUGAUUUAAUUUAUGUUAAGAUCACUAAUUCCAGAGGCCUAAUUGUCUACAGUCAUCUCCUGAGAUCUGAACACAUCUUUCGGAGGAGCGUCCGUAUUCCUGAUGUGGAGCUGGCUGGUCACUGGAAAAUCACUGCUUCUUAUUAUAAUUAUGGGAUGUCUGAAACUUCAGUGGAGUUUGAGGUUCGGGAAUACGUUCUUCCCAUGUUUGAAGUGAAUAUUGAAGCAACGAAACCGUACCUCACUCUGAACAGUGAAUUCUUCCCAUUCAGCAUCACCGCCAGAUACACGUACGGGAAGGGAGCUGAUGGAAUUGCGUACGUGAGAUUUGGACUUGUUGAUGGUAAAGGAGAGAGAACGUACCUGCCGGGCAUCGAGAAACAGAUAAAGGUUGAAGAUGGACGUGCAGACUAUCUACUGUACACUCAGGAUUUAUUGAGUGCUGCAGCGAAUCAGAGUCUGCGGAAUAUAGAGGGGAUGUACCUUUACAUUGCAGCAACAGUUCUGGAGAAAGCAAGUGGAGAUCUGGAGGAAGCAGAGAGCUCCUCGGUGAAGAUCGUAAACUCGCCGUAUGUUGUUGAUUUAUCAAAGACGAAGAAACACUUCACUCCCGGUGGGAAGUUCUCCAUCCUGGGCACCACCACCUUCCCAGAUGGUUCCAAAGUCCCAACCUUAAAGAAAGCCACAGCUACAGUUACUGUGAAUCCAGGAGGACCAGCAGAGGACGUUCUGAUUGAGGAGAAUCUGGAGAAUAACAAGGGAGACAUAGAUUUCACCUUUUUAGUCCCAGAGAAAGCUAAAAGUAUGUUUAUCACGGUAUCUGUAGAGGGAGGUGAAGAGGAAGUCAUCAUUAGUGAUGCUAACAUCACCUCCACUGCAACCCAGCCUUCAAAAAAAUGUUACCUGAGUGUAGAGGUGCAGCAUCAGGUCCUGCAGCCGGGCCAGAACCUGCAGGUCACCUUCAGAGACAUCACACCACCGGGCACAACAAGACCUUCACACAUAUAUUACAUGGUUCUGAGUAAAGGAAGAGUGCUGAUGGUGGGCAAAGUUCAGAGAUCUGAUCUGACCUCCACAAGCCUGGAUUUCUCUGAGGAUAUGGUGCCCUCGUUCCGGCUGCUGGCCUACUACUACACGGAGGGGGGCAGUAUGGGAUUAGUGGCUGACUCAGUGUGGGUGGAUGUGAAAGACGUGUGCAAAGGAAAGGUAGAGAUUGAAAUAGUUCCUUUUAAAGAUCUGAAGCCGGCGGAGGAGUUUGAGGUGUUGGUCAGGACUGAUCCGGACAGCAGUGUGGCUUUAUCUGCGGUGGAUUCAGCUGUUUAUAUUCUCAAUAAGAGGAACAAACUGAGUCCUCAGAAGAUGUUUGACUACAUGAACUCGUAUGACCUGGCCUGCUCUGUCGGCGGAGGAGAAGACUCUAAGUCUGUUCUGCAGAGAGUUGGACUCACGUACAUCAGCAGCUUUCUCAACUCACCUAUACUAAACCAACAUAAAUGCAACAAAAAAGAAGAAAAGGGACAUCAUCAGACGAAGAGGGACGUGGACCUCAGCAAACUCUUUAACAGCUUUAAGCAUGCAGACAGGAAGUGCUGUGAUGACGGACGGAAGCUGGGUCUGACUCUGAAGUCGUGUGAUGAGAGGCUGAAAAAGACUAGGCACCAAUCAGAGAGCUGCAGGCAAGCGUUUAAAAAGUGCUGUGAAGCUGCUGCAGCUCGGAGGAAGAGGGAGAAAAUAAACAGCAUGAAGCUCAGCCUGGGACGAGUGCUCGGUGGUGAUGGGGAGGAGGAGGGUUUGAUCGAUGAGGCUGCGAUCCACCUCCGCAGUUACUUUCCUCAGUCGUGGAUGUGGGCGCUCUUAGACCCAGACGUCUCUGGGAACAUCAGAUAUAAAGACGUCACUCCUGACUCUAUAACUACAUGGGAGGUCCAGGCUGUGGCCAUGUCUCCUUCGAAAGGUUUUUGUGUAGCCGACCCAAAGCCACUGAGAGUCUUCCAAGAUUUUUUUGUAUCUGUUAAACUUCCGUAUUCAGUAAAGAGAAACGAGCAGCUGGAGGUGAAAGCUGUUGUUUACAACUACAAAAAAGAGGAUUUAAAGGUGAAGGUAAGGAUGAAGAAGGCUGAUGGUCUGUGCAGUGCGGGUGAAGGGGACGUGGUGCAGGACGUCUCGGUGUCGGGACAGUCAGCGGUGGCUGUAUAUUUCACCGUGGUGCCGCUGAUCAUCGGGAAGAUCCCCAUCAACGUUCUGGCCUACGCCUCCCCCAGCGCCCAGGACCGGAUCCAGAAAGAGCUCCGAGUCGUGGGGGAAGGUGAACUGGUCUCCAUAUAUAAGGAAUAUAACAUCGAUGCAAAGACCGACAAAAAAACAGAAUUCACUCUCCCAGCUCCUGAAGACGAGGUUCCAGAACAGGAUUCAGCCACAUUAAUGAGCUUUAAAGGUGGUGUGAUGGGAGAAUCAGUAGAUAACUGUCUGAAUCUGGACGGAGUGGACAACCUCAUCAAGCUCCCCACAGGCUGUGCAGAGCAGACCAUGGUGAAGAUGUCUCCUGCCCUCCACGCCAUGAAGUACCUGGAUGGAACCAAUCAGUGGGCUUUCCUGAAAGCUGAACGCAGGGACGAGGCUCAGUCCAUGAUACAAGCUGGUUACACCACAGUUCUGACCUUCAAGAAGUCUGAUGGAUCUUAUGGAGCCUUCCUGACCAGGCCCAGCAGCAACUGGUUAACCGCCUUCAUUGCUAAGGAGAUGACAAAUUCACGCAGCAUCAUCCAAGUGAGGGACUCCUACAUUCAGGAGUCCAUGAGUUAUUUAAUAUCCAAACAGAAAGCCGGUGGAUCAUGGGACGACCCCAACCCUCUCUACGACACAGGAAUGAAGGGUGGAGUCGGACAGACUAAAGAUGAGGCACCGUUAACUGCAUACAUCCUCAUAGCAAUGACUCACGCCAAGCAAGCGUAUGAGCAGGGAACAGACACCGAACUGAUUACGGCUAUGGAAAAAGCCAAGUCGUAUCUGGUGCAGAAUUUCGCCAGACUGCAGAACCCGUAUGCUGUGACCAUCACGGCGUACGCUCUGUCUCUGAUUGGCCAAACACCCCAAGAGGCUCAACAAGCUACGAGGAAGAUGAUGGAAAUGGCCACAUGUGAUACCAAGAGAUGUUUCUGGAACGUGAGGGAGGCGGUGUCCGGGCUGGACAGUAAAGCAGAUGCUAUCUCUAUAGAGGCCACAGCUUACGGGCUUCUUCAGGCCGUGAGCCUGAAGGAUAAGGAGAGAGCUUUACGAAUCGCUUCCUGGCUGACCCAACAGCGCAAGUAUGGAGGAGGAUUCCAGUCCACACAGGAUACAGUCGUAGCUCUUGAAGCUCUGUCUAAAUUCAGCAUACAGAACAAUGAUGUAGAAGACCUGGACCUGAGGGUGGAGCUGUGCAUAAAUGAUAAGGAAACGAAGAACCUGCACUUAAACAAGUAUAAUGCACUUACCCAGGCUGCAGUUCAGAUUAAAGAAGUCGGAGAAAUGUCUCUUAACAUAAACGGACGAGGGAGAGGAACGCUAUCUAUUUUGCAGACCUAUAGAUCUCUCAAGAAGGAAGAGUCUCACUGUGACCAGUUUCAUUUCAGUGUUCAGGUGGACGGAGAACUUGUGCUCAAAAGCUGUGAGGAGGAAGAGGAGCAGUUAGAUGAUUACUACAACUAUGAGUCUAAUGAUGAAGAGCUCGCGAAGGAUGAACCCAUGAGCCGGGAGGAAUGGUUCGAUCUCCGCACUCGCAGAAAGAGACAAGCUCCAGAGCAGCCCAAAAAAGAGAAUAUACUGGUUUAUACAGUGUGUGUGGGGAUUAAAGGCAGGAACUCCAGUGGAAUGGUGGUGGUGGAUAUCUCACUCCUGAGUGGACUCACUCCAAUAAUCCAGGAUCUGGAAGACAAUGUGAAGGGCACUGAGAAAUACAUCGAUCAUUAUGACUUCCACCACAAUAAAGUAUUUCUCUACUUCGACAAGCUCACUGAAGAGAAAGACUGUCUUCGGUUCAGAGUCGAGCAGAUUAUUCCCAUCGGACUGAUCCAGCCAGCAGCUGCAGUUAUCUACGACUACUACAACCCAGAUCGGAGGUGCAGCACCUUCUACACCGCCCCCAAGAGCAGCCCAAUGCUCUCCAAACUGUGUGAGGGGGAUGUGUGCAUGUGUGCAGAGGGUGCUUGUCCACGAAUGAAGGUCACUUUUAGCAAGAAUAUGAAUAAGCAGACGCGCAAAUCUUACGCAUGCUUCUCUCCUGUUGUGGAUUACAUUUACACCGUCAAGGUUCUCAACUCCAGCAACGACCUGGUUUUUACAACUUAUUCCACCAUAAUCACUAAGCUCCUUCAGCUAGGUAAAGACGAGGGGAUUCAGAGAGGGUCGUACAGGGAGAUGAUCCAGCGCUCGGCGUGUGAGGAGGUGGAGAUGAAGAGCGAUGCUGAGUAUCUCAUCAUGGGUUUGGAUAGCAGCAUCUCAGGACUGAGGGACAGAUUUAGGUACAUCUUGAACGACAAGAACUGGAUUGAGGAGAUUCCACCAGAAAACAAAUGCAAAGCCACCAGAAACAGACUGGCCUGCCAGCUUCUCCAAGACUUCCUGGAGCAGCACUUCACAAAGCAGUGCUUAGUUCAGUGAGACAGAGAGAGACAGAGAGCAGGACAAUAAAGGAGGACAUCAGGACAGCGGGACGAGUAAAUCAUGUGCUUUUAUUUUCAGUGCAUAUGACAGAAUAUCAAAUAAAGGUGAGGGUUGUGGAAGAGCACAGUUCAGAGUUCAGUAGAAGCAUGUCUUAAAGGAGAAAUUGACUUUUAUUGUAGUAAAACAUGAUUUAAAAGUACUUACUUUUGUUGAAUAGCUCACCUCUGCUCUCCCACAGCGUUCAGAGAUACAGAAAUUUUGUGCUUUUUGCUCAGAACUCUUUACAACAGUCGUUUCAGGGCAUAAUUUAUCCUGAUAAAUCACUUUUUACACUGUUAUCCAGCUCAAAGUAGCUCAACAACAUCCUUACUAGAAUCC